This is a messenger RNA of Oreochromis aureus, 1698 nucleotides long. RefSeq names its product progestin and adipoQ receptor family member 4-like. Gene Ontology annotation, cellular component: membrane. The record is from RefSeq and is a predicted model, not a curated record. Lineage: Eukaryota; Metazoa; Chordata; Actinopteri; Cichliformes; Cichlidae. Bases 27 to 848 code for a protein of 273 amino acids. The transcript has 3 exons. Gene Ontology annotation, molecular function: signaling receptor activity.
UGUGAGGGCACUGGCUGCAGGAAGUCAUGAUGGUGCUUUACGAAGGACCGCGGCUCUUGGACUUUGCAAAGGCUCCUGCUCACCUUCAGUUCAACAAAUAUGUCCUGACGGGUUACCGGCCGGUGUCCACAGCUGAAGAGUGCGUCAGGAGCCUCUUCUACAUGCACAAUGAGCUGGGGAACAUCUACACACACGGAAUUCCUUUCUUCCUUUUCUUGGUGCUGCUACCUUUUAGUAUCCCCUGGAAAGAGGUGGACAGCAUCUGGAUAUGUGUUGUCCACUAUCUGGCCUGCCUCUGUCCCACCAUGGGAUCAGUGCUCUACCAUUUGUUCAUGAACCACGUGGGAGGAGAACACGUGUACGACACGCUGCUCUCCCUGGACAUGGUCGGCGUCUGCCUAGUUAACACCCUCGGGGCAAUUCCUAUCAUUUAUAUCACCCUCCUCUGCUACCCAAGCGUGCAACAGACUGCCUUGCUGGUCUAUAUCCUCCUGUCAGCCCACGGGAUCUACUGUGCCACCACUGCCCGCACUAACGUCCGGCGCCUGCGAUCGUUUGUCUGGCAGGCCUUGUUCCGUUUCAGCCUCUUCCUGUUUCGGGUUUAUGGCAGCGGGGUAGGAAGCCCAAAUUCUCUGCGACUCUUUGUCAUCAUGGACUGUCUAGCUUUACUGGGAGGGCUGGUCAACAUUGUCCAGAUCCCUGAGCGCUUCAAGCCAGGAUUGUUUGACAACUGGGGCAACAGCCACCAGAUAAUGCAUGUCAUGGUUAUCUGUUCAAUUAUCUACCUACACUGGGGCACACUGGAGGAUUUAGCCUGGAUUAAGAGCUACCAGUGUCCUGCUGAGUGAUGCCAAGAGCAGCUAGUUCACGCAUGCUUGCAGUCAAGGCUACACUUGAAUUUAGCAUUCAGUGAGGGAGGAGUUAAUGGAGGGCCGAAACUGCCAAAAUCAAUACUCUAUAGAUAUAUAUUAAAGAAAUAUGCCAUUAACUGCCCAAAAAUAACUACUGUAAAUUAAUACGUUUAUAAAAUCUGAUAUAAAAAUAAAAGUUUUGAUUUAUUUCCGUAUUUACAUUUGUAUUCCCCCUUUAUUUACCUUCCCAUUUAAUUUUCAAUGUAUAAUUUUUCUAAUUACCUAACUUAUCAAUUUAUUUUUAUUUUCUACUUUAGCUAGCUUUACCUAACUUUAGAUAACUCCACUCUAGCUAACGUAACUACCCUACCUAACUUAGCUAGCCUAUCUAAAGUAGCUAGCUUUAGUUAGAAGUUACCAUCACACUUUUUUAAUCACAGCCCCUUAUUCAGAUAAUGAAGCAGAAGUGCUUCAAUAAAUCUGAUAAUAAAAUACUGAUGUGUAUAAAAUAAGAAGGUUGAAAAAUGCAAAGGGGAAAAAAGUCCCCAGAAAAAAAACCUAUUCUUAAAUGUAACAUUUACAUAAAAAGCUAAAUUAAAUGGGAAAGUCAAUAAAUACGAAGUUAAUAUACAGAAGCAAAUUAUGUUUUUUUCUUAAAAAGUUACAUUUAAAAAUGCACUUUAGUCCUAGCUGCUGAAAUUCUUCACAGGGGAAGUUCAUAAUUUGACAUUUUGCCAAAGAAGAAUAAGAGGAACCUACAGUGUUCUAACUGUAAAUCACAUCAUUGCAUCUAAUUGAAAAUCCUGAACAUACUUGAUUUAUAGAGGUUGAUAUGCAGUAGUUUGGG